AAAUAAAAUUGAAUUAAAUAUUAUAUGAAAUGACUAUUUAUAACAUUUAUAUAUUUGAUAAAUCAGGAAUUCUAUUAUACUAUCAAGAAUGGAAUAGAUUUAAACAAUCAGGAAUGACUAGAGAAGAGGAAGCUAAACUUAUGUAUGGUAUGCUUUUUUCGAUAAAAUCAUUCGUUAACAAAAUAUCACCAAUUGAUCCUAAAGAAGGAUUUUUAUUUUAUCGAACAUCUAAAUACACUCUCAAUUUCUUUGAAACACCAUCCGGACUGAAAUUUGUUCUAAACACUGACCCACAUAGUCUUGGAGUUAGAGAAAUUCUUCAACAAUUAUAUAGUCAAAUUUAUGUGGAGUAUGUAGUGAAGAAUCCACUUUGUAAACUAGGGCAACCAAUCGAAUCUGAACUAUUCAAGAUGAAAUUAGAUGCAUAUAUCAAACAACUUUCUAUAUAUCCAAUAAAAGUAGCUUAAGUAAAUAAAUAAUUUGUUAAA
Molecule: messenger RNA, 488 nt
Organism: Diorhabda carinulata
Lineage: Eukaryota; Metazoa; Arthropoda; Insecta; Coleoptera; Chrysomelidae
Gene: Bet5
Product: trafficking protein particle complex subunit 1
Exons: 3
Coding region: 30-467 (145 amino acids)
Biological process (GO): endoplasmic reticulum to Golgi vesicle-mediated transport
Cellular component (GO): TRAPP complex
Source: RefSeq, a predicted model, not a curated record